Messenger RNA from Ctenopharyngodon idella (grass carp), 2341 nucleotides. RefSeq names its product phosphate cytidylyltransferase 1A, choline b (gene pcyt1ab). Gene Ontology annotation, cellular component: endoplasmic reticulum. The record is from RefSeq and is a predicted model, not a curated record. The transcript has 9 exons. The coding region runs from base 165 to 1313 and encodes 382 amino acids. Gene Ontology annotation, molecular function: choline-phosphate cytidylyltransferase activity; phosphatidylcholine binding. Lineage: Eukaryota; Metazoa; Chordata; Actinopteri; Cypriniformes; Xenocyprididae. Gene Ontology annotation, biological process: CDP-choline pathway.
UUCAAAGCGGAAGUGUGACUUAUGAGCGGAAGUGUGCGUGUUGUUACAGAGCAGUGAUGAUGAUGUUAAUGCAGUGAGAAGGCAGAGCUGUCAUAUCAGCAGCAUAUGGAGAAUCAUCUCUAUAAAGUCUUUCAAACAGAAAUGGGUUGUUCAUAAGCCAAGUGAUGUCUUCAACCCAUGAUACUGAGGAAAGGAGCGUAGAAGGAGGAAACCAGCUUCCGAAUCGAGGGAUGGAUGCGCACAGUUCAGGCCUCGGCAGGAAGAGGAAGAGAGAGGAGUCGAAUGGCGAGAUCAGGGAGGCAGAGUGUUUCCGGAAAAUUCCACGGAGAACUUUGGGGAUGAGUGAACCUGCACCGUUCUCUGAUGAGCUGGUGGCUGCAAAAACACCAUACGUUCGUGUUAGCAUGGAAGAAGCCCGUCAUGGCACUCCAGAGGACCGUCCAGUGCGCGUCUAUGCUGAUGGGAUCUUUGAUAUGUUCCAUUCCGGACAUGCUCGUGCUUUAAUGCAGGCCAAGUGCCUUUUCCCCAACACACAUCUCAUUGUGGGCGUGUGCAGCGACGAUUUGACGCAUAAAUUUAAGGGUUUCACUGUCAUGAACGAGGAUGAACGUUACGACGCUGUGAGUCACUGUCGGUAUGUCGAUGAGGUGGUCCGCAAUGCUCCAUGGACGCUGACUCCUGAAUUUCUGGCCGAGCACAGAAUAGACUUUGUCGCCCAUGACGACAUUCCAUACAUCUCAGCAGGAAGUGAUGAUGUUUACAAACAUAUAAAGGACGCAGGUAUGUUCGCACCGACUCAGAGAACAGAAGGCAUCUCCACAUCCGACAUAAUCACACGAAUCGUACGUGACUAUGACGUUUAUGUGCGCCGCAACCUCCAGAGAGGCUACACUGCGAAAGAACUGAACGUCAGCUUCAUCAAUGAGAAGAAGUACCACCUUCAGGAACACGUCGAUAAGGUGAAGCAGAAGGUCCGAGAUGUGGAGGAAAAGAGUAAAGAGUUUGUGCAGAAGGUGGAGGAAAAGGGUAUCGACCUCAUUCAGAAAUGGGAGGAGAAGUCACGCGAGUUCAUCGGCAACUUCCUGCAGAUGUUCGGGCCUGAUGGGGCGCUGAAGCACAUGUUGAAGGAGGGAAGAGGACGGAUGUUACAGGCCAUCAGUCCCAGACAAAGCCCCAGCAGCAGUCCCGUACGCGAGGAGCGCUCUCCGUCCCCCACCUUCCGUCUUCCCUUCUUCACCUCUUCACCAUUCUUCUCGCCUCCUCAUCAUCAUCAUCAUCAUCACAGCGGCGCAGACAAAGAUGAGGAGGACUAGGAUGCAUCUGUUUCUAGAAAGCAGCUGUUGGAGUUUUCCCACAUCGUUUGUGUUUUAUAUGCUUUCUUAAAGCCAUUGUGAACAGCCAAGAAUAUAAAUGAAGGAUGGACUAGCUUAAGAUUUAUUUGAAUAAGGAAAAUGCAUUGAACCGGCGUUCACGAAAUGCACAAUAGUGACCAAAUUAUUCCACCCGUACUUUCUAAAGGUUUUGAUCCCACGUCUCCCUCUCGCUUCAGAGAUUUGCCACACACCACUAAACCAAAAGGCUUCAUAUUGUUGGCCUAUUCCUUGGAUACAUUUUGUAUUCAGCCUGGACCUUGAAUAAUUAUGCAUUUUAGUGCUUCUCUCUUUUCUUUUUUUCUUUUUUUUGGUCUGUUUGCACAUAAUCUCAUUCUCGGUUGUGCAUAAAACUCACCCUCACCUGCCUUCAUUGUCUAGAUCUUUUCAUACUGGAAACAGGGGCCAAAUUUGAGACUAAUUCCGGGAUGAGGGAGGGAUCCCGGGAUCAGUCGUCUCUGUAUGGUUAUUUCUCACUGUAUUUAGUCUCAAAGUCUACUUUUACUUUUCACUUGUACGUUUAGAACAUCAAUUUGUGUUUCUGAUUUUUUUAUGUUUCUGCUGAAGUUCAUUAGCUGUUUCUCCUCAUAUGAACUUCUCUCUCAGACUCUGAUGUGAAGUAAUAAUUUUGAGGCCUGGCAGUGAUGCCGUCUGGCACCUCCAUUUAAACCCUGUGCUAUUCUGUGGCACGGGUCCCAGCCUUUUUGGAAAGGAUUUGCCUGCUGAAUGUUUACAUUACCCAAGCCCAGUGAAGGAACAGUGUUAAUGCGAAAGGCUACGAGGACCUGUUUGUUUACAAGUUUGCAUAGGACAGGAAGACGACAGUAGGAUUACUGUACAUGUUUGCCAGCAAAAAGAUGGCUGUUGUCAGGAACAUGAUUAAGAUUUGAUUUGUUUUAGAUGAUCAUUGGGAAUCAAAAGAACUGUGAACAAUAAUGCCAGUGAAUCACUAAACCAUGUUGAAAGAAGAA